CAACUUUAUUUUUAUUUCUUACAAUUUGUAGUCGAGCGUCUUCAAACAACACAAGUAAAUCUGCAAGCAGAAACGAAACAGUGGCUAUUUACUUGGAUCAGUAUGUCUAGUAAGGUCCCCGAGACAUGUGGGGAUCCUUACGACGAAGAUGUGACGGAACUUAACUUUCUUAAGUCAAAACCAACAUGCUUUCUUAUAAUUGGAAAACCAGGAAGUGGCAGAACAACAUUGGCGCGAAAACUGUCACAAUAUUGGAGAUGUGAAUUUAUUCAUGCCACUGACAUUAUAACAAGGGAAGUCGAACUUGCAACUGCUAUUGGGGAAAAAAUGAACCAAGUUUUACUCAACGGAGAAUGUCUGACGAAUGAAUUUGUUUUUGAACUUAUUAGGGAAAAAGUUAUAUCUCCAGAAGUUGCCCAUUAUGGAUAUAUAUUGGAUGGACUGCCCAUAGUUGAUGACAACUUUCUUUCAAUUCAAGAACAAAUUGAUCAAAUACAAAGUUGGAAGUUGAAGCCAGAUAUCGUUAUAAAUAUCAAGAUCCCGGAUGAAGACUUGUUCAUCCGAAGAGAAGGAACAAAAGUUGAUUCUCUCACCGGAGAUUGUUACGGGAGGAAUAUGUGGGAUAUGACUUCCCAACCUCCCAAGAUGCCUAAGGAUGAUCCUGAGGAAGAGGAAGAUGAAGAAGAGAAGGAAGAAGAUGAAGAUCAGGGCAUUAUUCCUGAGUUUAUUGAGAUGGACAAAGACACCAAGGCAAGGUUGGUGAACAUACCUGAGAAUCAAGCAACUGCAAUCGAAGAAACUAAUUCCCUCUUUAAAAAUGUAGCCUUGAUUCCAUUGGAAGAAUACAUGGCCGACCAUGACCAACAAUUUUUGAUCGAACUCGAUGGGAAAAGUUCGGUCCAAAGUUUGUUUCAACAAUUGGUAACAAAGCUGGAUUGUUACAACAUACACAGACCUGCUGUUCCAUCAAGGUUGCAAAACCCGGAUGAGGAAGAAUUGCCGGAUGAAAUUGAAACAGAGGAAUUGCUUCGAACAUUAGCUGCUUAUCAGAACCCUGCACCAAGAUAUCGGUGGCGACGUUCUAAGUGGGGAAGGACGUGUCCUGUUGCUUUGAAAGAAGGGAAUAUACUGCAGGGCAAACCAGACCUUGCUGUAAGCUUCCUAGACAAGAUGUACAUAUUAUCGUCUCCUGAAGCAAUGACCAAGUUUCUAAAGAACCCGCGGCCAUAUUUGCUCCCUCCGAUGCCUGCUGCUCCAUGCAAGAUAUCCGUGUUGGGCGCUCCACUGUCUGGAAAAACUGCUGUGGCUCAGGAUAUUGCUUAUCACUAUAGGGCAUCUGUGUUUGACAUGAAUGAACUAAUGAAAGAUAAAUUUAAAGCAGCAAGAAAGACAAUUGUAGAGAAAGCACGAUCUGAAGCGUUGGAGUCAGCCUUGUUGCUGGUUCAAAACAAACUUGAACAAGAAGCUGUGGAGAGAGCUGAGUUGAGAAGGAAAGAAAAUGAAAGGUUGGCUCAAAGUGGUCAACCUGAGGUGGAUGCUGAGGAUAAACAAGCAGAUGAAUCAUCGGAACCAUCCGAAAGCGCGGCCACAAGUUUGCUUCCAACUGAGGAAAGUUACGACAACCGAGACGCCACGAGCCCCGUGCCAGUUGUCACUCCAGAUCAUGAGGAGGUGAAACUGUUGGUGCAACAAGCAGUAGAAAAGGCUGAGAAACACGUUAUUAAUCUACCUGCUGAAGAAUAUGUGUCUGUGCUUAAAGAUGCUGUCGAUCAAAUGAUAAAAACGAGGCUUGACGAAGAUCCGGAUUCCGCAAAGAACGGAGGUUGGGUGUUGGACAACUUCCCAGAGAACAAGGAACAAUGGGCAGCGAUGGUAGAGGCGGAACUUCUCCCUGAUGAAGUUGUCUUCCUUGUUGAUAAAACUCCAAACAACGAAGUUAUCAGGCAGAGAUAUUACGAUGCCAAUAAAGAUGAAAUAACUCAGCAGUUCCGUACAAGACUUGUAGGAGAGAAGAGACAAUCACUUCAGGAAGAGGAAGAAGAGCAAAGGAGGUUGAAAGAAGAAGCAGAGAGGCCGAAAAUAAGUAAAAUUGUUGAGCGGAUUCCUGAAGAUGAUGAGACUUCUAAACAAGACACAGACUCAAUAGAUAAUGACGUCACAAGUACCACAAGUAACUAUGAUCCAACAAGACUUGCUAAGAUUCAUAAAGAGAUCUCAGAACUUGAAGGAAUGUAUAUCGGUGUUCCAUCAUAUGAUGCACCGGAGUUUCAAACCUUCAGAGAUAUGAUCCAGGACCAUGAUAAAGAGUGGGGGCUUCUACAGAGCGCGAUAACCGGAUCUAACUUCGUCAAACCUUUGAUGGUUGAAAUAAAAGAUAAAACUCCACAAGCUGUGUUGGGCCUUGUCGUGGAAAAAAUUGAAGCGUUGUUCCGAUACCAAGCGUGGGAUUUCUCUGGAGUUGACUUGGAUGAGGAAGAAGAAGAUGCAAGUGCUGAGUUGGAGCAGAUGGGAGAUGAGAUGGAGGAAGGAGAGGAUGAGGAAGCCCUCAGUCAUAAGAAGAAACAUUUCGGAUACGCAAAACAUUAUGACCCUGUGGCUUUGAAAGACGAAUUUGUGUUGUGGCCAGGCAACCCAGACAUUGCAGCAAAAUAUCGUGAAAAGAUUUAUUAUUUUAAAUCAACCGAAUCUCGUGAAAUUUUCGUUGGAAACACGAUAAACUAUUUGCCGAAAGAUGAACCUCUCCAACCUCCACCUCCGAGGAUCUUGAUCUUGGGAGCCAGGGGAUGCGGGAAGACUUCCCAUGGAAGAUGGAUGGCAGAUCAACUCGGAGUCUUCCAUAUUUCCUUUAGGGAGAAGUUACAGGAAAUGAUUUUGGCGAAAACUGGUCGCAAACUUGGACCUGACCAUGAAGAAAGUCGGUUGUUAAGAAAUGAGAUGUCUGUGAGUGUGGAGGAUGCUGUCGCGAAAGCUUUGUCCGAUCAGGAGGAAAAGUCUGAGGAAGAGGAAACAUUUGAUCUGAACGACAUUGAAGAUGCGAUCAAGAACUACUUGGUUGAUGAUGAAGAUCUGUCGCCACAGAUCUUGGAGACAAUAAUUCCAAAGUGGUGGAGAGAGGAACCAUUCAAAUCAACUGGUUUCAUCCUGGAAGGAUUUCCACGAACUGCUGAAGAUUGUCAGUUCCUUGCUCAGUCCGGACUCUACCCUGAUGCAGCCUUGAUGUUGAUGGUGGAGGACAACGACGUGGUGGAUCGAUUGCUCCCGCCUCGACUGGAGCUGUGGAAGAAGAGGAGAGACCUUAGGAAUAUAAAGAAGAAUAAGAUCAAAGAGAAAAAGAUGGAAAUAAAGAAUGAGAAGGUGGAAGCUCGUCGAGCCCAGUUGUUGGCCGAGAGGGAGGAAAGGAAAGCAAGUAAAACAGCUGAUGGGUCAGAUGAUGAAGACGAAGAGGAAGAGGAUGAUAUUGAGGAGACGCUUGCUAUGGAGUUUGAGGAUGAGGAGGAGGGAGAGGAAGAUGAGGAAGAGCACGAAGAUGAUGCAGCAGAUCGGAUGAGAUCGGAGUUUGCUGAAAACUUUGAUGAUGAUAUCAACAAGCUACAGGUUGUACAGGAACAACUUGAAGAAGUCGCCAUUCCAAGACUAGAGGUUCAAGCAAGCAGGAAACCAACCAUAGUUCGAUAUUUCAUUGAGAAAAAGAUUGAAAGCAUGGUUGCUCACAGACGUAGCAUGUUUGAGAGGGUUUAUCCACUCAGUAUUGAAGUAUCCGAUAAAAUGAUUCAUUCGGGAUUUAAACAUCCAAGUUCUUUUGGCAGAUGGGAUCCUGUAAAGCUUAUGGAGUCAAAAGAGGUUCUCCCACCCUUACAAUCUAUGAAGACACCGACCUACCCCCUUGUAUACAACCAAUACAUCUUCUACUUAUCUUCAAUUGAAACAAGACAAAAGUUCAUGGAGAAUCCACUGAAAUAUGUUCUCAACCAACCACCGGCCAAACCUGUGGUGCCCAUACAGAUUGCUAUCAUUGGUCCACCUAAGGCUGGAAAAACAACGUUGGCUCAAAGACUUUCUCAAAAAUAUGGAGCACUUCGUGUUUCGAUUGGAGAUUCUAUCAGGAAUGUGAUUGACAAUCAAAGUGAUUCAGUCCUCGCGAAGAAGAUUCUUUCAUUCCUUCAUGUUGGAAGUAUUGUUCCUGAUGUACUGGCUGUGGAAGCUCUUGCACUUAUGCUGCUCAAUACUACUUGUACAACUAGGGGAUACGUAUUAGAUGGAUAUCCGAACACCGAGGAACAAGUUCAUCUAUUACACAACAGAGGAAUAAUUCCUGUGAAAGUCGUUGAGUUGAAAGUUGAUGAUGUUGAAAUAUUGAAGAGAGCAAACCAAGACAGAAACGAAAGAGAUAAAUCCAUCAGACUUCAUGAUAGUGACAAAAUCACACUUGUGAAGCGUGUUUCAUAUGCGGAUAAUAUUGAAGCUGUAAGGGAGUGGUAUUCAGUGCAACAUCAAAACUUAGUUAUACUGGAUGGGAGAACAUCUAAAUGGAAACUAUGGAAAGAAGUGGUAAAUGAAUCCUUCUUGUCAGUGUUGCAGAUUCAAAACUACAUCGAGAAAAUAUCAGAUGGAAAAGCAGCGAAUCUGUUUGAACUUUGCAUCAGCCCAAAUGAGUUUAGCAAGCGAAUUGGUUGUUACAAAGAAUAUUGUCCUGUUAGUCUUAACUUACGUGAAGAACUUGUUGAUUGUUCCAAUAAUUCCCUUCAGUUUGCGGUGGAAUAUCGAUCGAAAUAUUAUAAAACAGCUACAAAGGAAGACAUGGAGAUUUUCUUAGCCAACCCUGAGAAAUUUGUUCCUCCCCUUGCAAUGAAACUUCUUCCACCACUAAACCUUCUUCCUAAGAAACUUAAACACGAUCAAGUGAGACGAAUGUUCCCAAAGAGAACAGAACUCAAUGGUUAUUGCCCUGUGUCGUAUUUGGAUGGAAAGCUAAGAUAUGAAGCAUUAGUGGAAGGCAACAAUGAACUGGUCGUUGAAUAUCGGGAUAAACUUUACGCAUUUGCAACUGAGAAUAAAUUGGAAAAGUUCAUGAGAACGCCUGAGAAAUAUUGUGAUUUGAAGCUUCCAGAUAAACUACCACCCAAGAAACAACCAAUGGACAUCAUCAACCUUCCAAUGCUUGGAUACCUCGAGCAAAUGGCGGCAACCUCUAUUAUAAAAGCUCUUACAUCUGUGGGAUGUUUCAAACCUAAGUUUCCUUUCCUUACAGUAAAGAAAUCAGCUUUGUUCUAUGUUGCUUGUCAUUUGAAAGCUUAUAACUCCAGAAGCUCCAGUUAUGUCCGUAAGAAAUAUUUGAAGAAAUUGGAGCAGUUUGAAGCCAACUGUGAGCUGAUCACCUACCUGGGCACCAACAUGUCACGGCGUUACACUGAACCUGACCAUCGUCCAACCGACUUUAACGAAAAAAUGGAAAAGUUCCUUAAAUUUCAGAAAAACCCGUUUACUGCAGUUGGAUAAAUUUUGUAUUUUUUUUUGUUUUUGUGUAUUUAUAAUGCUGUGGCAUUCUUCUGUUAAAGCACCUUAAAAGUAUUGGUUGUGCCUUGUUUUGUACAUUAUUGUUCGCAAAUAUGAAAUCUUAUUCUACAGCAUGGGGUAGAUUAAUAAUGAAUAUUAAUAUUCGCAGAUAGUUAUUAUUUUAUUUACUUUCCGGCGCCAUGACAGAGCGGUUGCUUUUGAUGGUAAAUUGCGAAAAUAUCAAGGAUGAAAUACUUUUUACAUUUUUAAACAUUUUGUUAAAUAAAUAAAAUAUCUCGGUUAGGCUAUAAAUAAAAGCUAUCCAAUUUA
This is a messenger RNA of Ciona intestinalis (vase tunicate), 5823 nucleotides long. The record is from RefSeq and is a predicted model, not a curated record. Lineage: Eukaryota; Metazoa; Chordata; Ascidiacea; Phlebobranchia; Cionidae.